Anopheles cruzii is the source of this 2045-nucleotide messenger RNA. RefSeq lists its product as uncharacterized. Gene Ontology annotation, molecular function: DNA binding. The record is from RefSeq and is a predicted model, not a curated record. The coding region runs from base 52 to 1932 and encodes 626 amino acids. The transcript is spliced from 2 exons. NCBI's taxonomy places the organism in Eukaryota, Metazoa, Arthropoda, Insecta, Diptera, Culicidae.
UGGAGAGUCGAAUUGUGAAACGGUUAUUUUUCAUCUACCUCUCAAUGAACGAUGAGCAGUGCGUUUGAGGACAGCAAUGGCAACCGUCGCCGCAAACCGUCCGUCACGUACACUCGAGAGGAUUUGAAGCGGGCCAUCAAUUUGAUCGUGGAGCGCGACGUUUCGAUCCGCCGUGCAGCGUUCGUGUGCAACGUGCCCAGAACCACACUCUCGACCUACCUGCGCUCGAUCAAGCAGGGCAAAGUCAGUAAACUGCACCCGCAGGAAGAGCAGGCCCUGUUCCUGUGGAUGACGGACUGCUGCAAGCGUGGGUUUGCGAUCAAAAAGCGUAACAUUGCCACGGCGGCCGAGGCGCUGCUCCAGCAAAGUGCCCCCAUCCGUACGCACCCGUUCCAGGACAGUGAGUUUGGGCGUCGGUGUUAUCAGCGGUUUGUCAAACGGUGGCUCUCGGUUGACCCGGUGACGGAUCGAAAGUACUUCGGUAGCACCAUGCCCGACUGGUUUCUGCACAUCGAAGCGUAUCUGAAGGAGGCGAACCUGUUCGAUAUCCUGAAGCACCCGAAGCGGGUGUUCCUUUGCGAUGAGCUGCGGUUCCGCGAGCACGUAGAAAUGGCCGAGAGCGUGAGGGGAGUGCUGAAGAAAAUGACGAUGCUGUACACGUUUACGGCGGCCGGUGAUCACCUGUCCCCGUUGGUGGUCUACCCGUACCUGCGGGACAUUCCGCAGGACAUAGUGCAAGCGGCCCCGAAAAACUGUGCCAUUGUCGCGCACGAGCACGGUCAGGUGACGCCGAAAACGUUUGCCGCGUACCUGGACAAAGUGGUGGACAAGUUUGUGUCUGUGAACGGUAUCGCCAAGCCGGUGAUUGUGUUCGUAGACGAGCAGCAGGUGGACCUGACCCUACACCUACACAACACCUGCAAGCGGCUCGGUAUCGUGCUGCUGGGCAUCAACCCGGCGCAGGUGGUCAAGCCAACGGCGAACGCUUACAACGAUAUUUGCGCCGGCUGGGAACAAGAGUUACCCCGCUGGGAGACAGAAACGGGGCGCAAGUUCACGUUGGCCGAUUGCGCCGGACUGAUGCAAACAAUUAACCAGCGCUACAUCAAGCCGGAAGUGCUGAUCAAGGACUUUAGCGCCAGCAACUUGUGUCCGUGGAAUCGACCGGCUCGCGAUGACACGAAUGGAACGACGGUUUCCACCGGUGGCAAUGCGUUUCUGGGUGACCAGGACCAGCUGGACGAUGACGACGACGACGAUGAUGAUGAUGAGAUGGAAAUGGAAAUUGAACGUUUCCUUGAAAACGUAGACGGCUGGUCGGACGGGGAUGGCGAGGACGAUGAUGGCGAAGAGGGUGACAUAGAUUUGGAUGAUAACGAUUUUGUCGACGGCGAGGACGAUGACUACGGGCGUGAGGAUGGGGAUGAAGGAAAAGGUCUUGGCGGUGCUCCGGUUAGUGUACAGCCGAAGGUCGCAAAAUUGUCCGAAACGAAUAGCGAAAAAGUGGCACCACCGACGGCAGUGGCCAGCACGAGCGCUGCAGCAGCAGCGGAAGUCGAAACUAAUCAAACCAAAGAGCAGGAGACCGCGGAAAGUACGGUGAAGAUCGGAUCGGACAGCGGGCCGAAUGCGAACGGAACGAGCACUAGCGGCGACGGUCCAGCGAGCUCCUCACAACAUGGUUCCAAUACGGACGACGAGGCGGACGGGCCACCGGACGACAUCGACAUCAGUAUUAACUUUAUCGACUUUAAGCGUGCCAUCGGCAGUGAGCUGACCGAGCGGUUCGAGCGCAAACUCGAAAUCGAGAACCGCCUAGAGCUGGCCAACCAUGCCGAGAACGUGCUGUACGAUAUCUAUCGCCAGUUCCGGUGCGAUAUUGUCACCGAAAGCGAGGACGAUUUCGAUAUCGUCGAAAUCGGUGACGAUUGAUGCGGUUCCACUUCGCAAAGCGGCACGAAGCGACUUGAACAGACUAUUAUUUCCUGUAGCGUGUUGCCCUUUUAGUGCCAUUUAGUGAUGGCUCUCAUGGGCAGUCUGAAAAA